Molecule: messenger RNA, 444 nt
Organism: Populus trichocarpa (black cottonwood)
Lineage: Eukaryota; Viridiplantae; Streptophyta; Magnoliopsida; Malpighiales; Salicaceae
Product: 40S ribosomal protein S17-4-like
Exons: 2
Coding region: 1-444 (147 amino acids)
Biological process (GO): translation
Cellular component (GO): ribosome
Molecular function (GO): structural constituent of ribosome
Source: RefSeq, a predicted model, not a curated record
AUGGGGUGGUUUUGGUGGCCGCGAUUGCCAAUGAAGAAAUCUUCACGCCAAGUGAUAGAACGCUACUAUUCACGCAUGACCCUCGAUUUCCAUACCAACAAGAAGGCCCUUGAGGAGGUAGCAAUCAUCCCAUCAAAGCGUCCUCGCAACAAGAUUGCUGGGUUCUCCACUCACUUAAUGAAACAGAUCCAGAAGGGUCCUGUCCGAGGGAUUUCUCUAAAGCUUCAAGAGGAAGAACGUGAGCGCCGCAUGGACUUUGUGCCUGAAGUGUCUGCCAUCAAGAGUGAUCAGAUUGAGGUUGAUAAGGAGACCAUGGACAUGCUUGCUUCUCUUGGUAUGUCUUGUUUUCCUGGGCUUGUACAGGUUGACCCGUUGCUAUAUAUACCCGUUACACAGUUCGGGUUUCGAAGAGGCGGUCCUGGUGGGUUUGCGAGGAGAGGUUAA